Owenia fusiformis is the source of this 3357-nucleotide messenger RNA. The record is from the annotation of a GenBank genome assembly. Lineage: Eukaryota; Metazoa; Annelida; Polychaeta; Sabellida; Oweniidae.
GACGCCACCAACAACGACGACGACAACUACAACGCCACCAACAACGACGACAACCACACCUCCUAUGGCCACAACAGCCACUGAAAUAAUUGAUGGGAGAGAAGCGAGAAUAGUUGUUUAUGGUCUCUGGAGCAGCUGGUCUGUAUGGAUACAAUGCAGUGUUACUUGUGGAGAAGGGGUACAGAGAAGAACGCGUAUAUGCCAGAAAUCUUCCCCAACUGAUGUUGACUGUGAUGGUUCAGAGGAGGUCACUAGAGCAUGCAACAAUGGCAGAUGCCCAGAUUGCAGCCUGAUUUGUCAGACAGGCCAACAACGAAAUCAGGACUGCACAGCAUGUGAAUGCCCAAUGACAACAAGGCACAUCAAUGUGUACAAUACUAAACAUGUCCCUCUAGCUGGGGUCCGGGUAGCCUUAAAAGGCGUAGAGUAUGAGACUAUUGGGCUGACCAGUACAUCAGGGGCUUUGGAACUGCUUGGACUUUGUGAUAAUACUGAACUUGUGAGCGAGAAAGAGAAAUACAUGACCAAUGUCACGUCUAUAGGUGUUGAUGAUGGAACGUCUUAUGAGAUCAUAAUGCAAGCAUUAGAGGGAAUAGAAGUAACACAUCAUCCUUUUAGUAAAAUUGCCAUUGAAGGAGACAGCGUUAACUUUACAUGUAAAGCUAUUGGAAAACCACCACCGGAUACAUACUCAUGGUAUAAGGACGGUAAAGAGAUAACAGUUCCUGGGAGUAAUACGAACACUCUGAGCAUACAAUCGGUGACAACCAGUGACAGUGCUUCCUACAUGUGUCUCGCACAGUCUGACUAUAGUGCUGCCUAUUCCAAUCCUGCUACACUCCUUGUUAGGGAUGAUGGUGAGAGUUUCUGUAAUUCAACACCAAUAUCACAUCUGAAAUCACUUCCAAGAGAUUGUCCACAAGCUGGUGAAACACCCUACCACUUUGAUGUUAAGAAAUGCCUUGGGAAUCCAUGCAUUAAACGGCCAAUAACAGACAAAGAAGAAUAUUGCUGUGGACCAAUCAUACAAGAACUGAGGACAUUGACAUGUAGUUCUUACACCAUUGACAUUGCAGAAACUAUUGAGUGUGGUUGUAAGAUAUGUAACCAAGUUGAGGUAGAUGGAAACGUUCUGACAUCUGAUCCAAAGGUAUAUUUGAGUGGCUAUGUAUAUGAUGUACUAGACAAAGGUGUACCUCUUAGAUUUGGUGAGAUUUACCUUUUUGAUGAAUUAGUAACCCAUACAAGUUUUACAGGUGAAUAUAAGUUCCUUGUGCCAAAAGAUGUAUCCCGGCUCGUUAUAACUGUAAAGGAGGGCUUUCUAAAAUUGAACUUUAUUGAAACUACUAAAACAAUUUACAUCCCAAAUGAUUUUACAGGAACUCUCUAUAGAGAUAUCCCUAUGCUUAGGAAGAAUACAAUUGUUGAAAUAUCUUCUUCUAAUAUCAAUACAUUAGACCUGGCAAACACAAGCUCAAAUGCAUCCUUUGCUGAGGUGAUCAUUCCUGAAGGAGCAUUUUAUAAUAAGGAUGGGACAAAGUACAAUGGACAAGUUCAGGCAAGUGUUACUUUCCUUGAUCCAACAGACAUUGAAAGCAUAGAUACAAUGCCUGGAGAUCUGUCAUUCAUGGACAGCAAUGGACAGACAGGAAACCUACAGACAUUUGGCAUGUUUCAUAUGAGCUUUGAAGAUCCUGCUGGAAAUGAGCUAAACAUCGAAGGUGAUGUUGAAAUGGCCAUAAGUGCAGAAAGAAUUGAAGCAAAUGAAACUACAAAUGUCAAGCUUUGGUCUCUGAAUCCUUCUUCGGGAAGAUGGGAGAUUGAAGGCUCGUUAAGAAAAGGUCUCUCUAGAAGAAGGAAGCGAGCUCAAUCUCAGUUUCAGAGUGAGUUCUUCAUUGGGAACAUGAAGAUAGUAGGAAGAUAUUGGUACAAUUUUGACAGAGUUAAUCAAGACUACUGUUUUGUUAAUAUUAAGGCAUAUGAUAGUGAUACGAUGACCACACAAAUACCCGAAGCAUCUACUAAUGAACCAACUAUAAUUGCACGGAACAGGGCAGAGACAUGGCAGCAUAUUACAGGCAAACAAAGCUACGUAUAUUGGUCAUUUAACAGUGUUGGAUCUGAUGGGGAUUGUGUAUUAACCAUGUGUGAGGCCAACCACUUCCAAGGUUACCUAAUGUUUGAUACAGUUGACGGACCACUCCAUGGCUCAACUACACUUGGGGGACAGGCAGCUCCUUCAGUGACAACUAGAAGGGCAGAGGCUCAACCAGGGGCCACACAACAUACGGUGUUAAAUACCACAGUAAGCCCGUUGACAACUUCAGGACCUUUAUAUGACAGUUGGAAAUCAACAUGUUAUGACCAAGAUAGUGCGUAUUGUACAUUUUGCUCCAAUCUUGUUGAAAAGGAACCAACUUGUAUUCUAUGUGACCGAACUGCCUGUCGAUAUUCAUAUACACUGGCCUAUACCAACUGUAUGAAUAGUGGACAAGGGAAUUCCCAUUACAGAUUCUACAGACCGGCCAACUCACUCAUUGAAUAUACAUCAUGUAACCGUUUGGUUGAUGAUUGUCCUGCAGAAAACUCGCUCUAUCCAUUGGUUUGGUUUCCCGAUGCUCCGGCUGAUCACUGGGCCUGGUUUAUCAAGGUCAGAGUUGAAGUUUGGAGUAAUGGUGCAAACGGUGGAACACUAUAUCCAGAUGAAUCAAGGGUGGUUGUAUCAAGCUAUGGAGGUGAACAUACUGAAACACUGAAUAGGCUAUUUGGUAGCAGAGAAGAUGUGACCGAGGAUAGAUCUGUUUGCCUGGAAUACAAGGGAAGUGGGGACAUUAUAACAUCAACAUUUCAACAGGCUACAGAUGAGACUGUCAUUAAAGUAAUGGCUGGAGGAACAGACUGUGUUUAUACUGUUACAGCUGGGCUACAACAAUAUGCCCAGGGUGAGGCGGCAUUCAAACUACCUGCUGGCACCAUACAUGCUGGGGGAAGUUCGGGAUUAUACUUUGAUGAUGGCUCAAACAUGGAGACAGCGCGACGGACAGCGAAGGCUGCAUGUGAAUGCAGUGAUGCACAACAUAGCAGUGUACAGUGUAACAAUCCACAACCAACAACAGGGUAUGGUAUUCUAGUUAAGUGCAGGAGGGCAUAAGAAGCAACAUUUGAUACAGUAUAAUCGAGUAUAAUUGUAUAUUUUUCCAGUUGAUAGAUGUUAUAUGGAAUAGUACUUUUGUAGCUUUGGCUAAUCAUAUAAACAGAGCAUACAUUAGCACAUACGAGGACAUUAAUGUUUUAUGGUGUAUUGCAUUUUAUGUAAAUAGAUUGUAAAUAUAAGGGGUACUAAACAUACACUCAUGA